Laetiporus sulphureus 93-53 is the source of this 1500-nucleotide messenger RNA. Its product is annotated as Clavaminate synthase-like protein. The transcript is spliced from 3 exons. Gene Ontology annotation, molecular function: 2-oxoglutarate-dependent dioxygenase activity. The record is from RefSeq and is a predicted model, not a curated record. Lineage: Eukaryota; Fungi; Basidiomycota; Agaricomycetes; Polyporales; Laetiporaceae. The coding region runs from base 1 to 1500 and encodes 499 amino acids.
AUGGCGACCACUGUGGACCACAUCACGCCUGGCAUCGCAGCCGAAACAUUCUUCAAAGACUACAUCUCGAGACGCAGACCUGUCGUCCUCAGUGGCUUGCCAGACGACGCAUCAUUCCAGGCUACAAAAUGGACAGACCUCAACUAUCUCGCGUCCAAAGCCGGAGACGUCGAGGUGCUCGUCGAGCCCAUGCAUGCGUCGAUCCGCCAGUUCGGCACGGACGUCCAGCGCAUCCCAAUGCGCUUCAGAAACUUCCUUGACUCGCUGAAGCAGGAAGACGGCCCGCACCAUUACCUGACGACGCAGUACUCCGGGGAGGAAUGGGACUCGUUAACGGUGCUCUCACCGCCAACCGAUGCCCUAUCGAGCGACUUUCCGGAUGUCCCCCCCGUCAUGGGUAACUUGUUCCUCCAGCAAGCAAAUCUCUGGAUAGGCAAGUCAAAAGAGGGCUCCUCUAGUGGCCUACACCAUGACUUUCAUGACAACCUGUAUUGUCUACUCAAGGGGCGUAAACGCUUCGUGCUCUUCCCACCAAAAGAGCAUGUGAACCUCUAUCCUAAUGGUACUGUACACAAGCUCUAUGGCAACGGGGUUAUAACCUAUGACCCCAUUCUCCGCGCGGACGGACUCGACCAGCGCGUCGCCCUCCAGGCGAAGGUGGAGGCAUUGCAGAAGCGACUGGAUGCCCUUCCGGUGACCAAAGGAAAAGGAAAGGGAAAAGCGAAGACCGACACCAGGGAGCGACAAGCACUGCAGGAAGCAUUGGACAAGGCGCAGAAGGAACUUAAAUCUUACACCGAAGAUGAUGAGGACGGGUUUCUCUCAAGUAUAUCAGACGAUGAAGAGGACGGCAGCGACUUGGAGGGAAAAGUCUUGGAUGAUGACGAUUUGGGGUCACUAGCAGGAGACUUGGAGGAUGGCCACGACGACUAUGACGCCCUCAUAGCAGGCCUCGACGAAAACGGCGACAACGAAGAACCUUCCUCACCGUCCGUCGGGGGAAGCAAAACCGCCCAAAAUGGCGCACCUGCCAACACAACAAGCGACGAGCCCGCGUCCUUCUCGCGCAUCCCAACCGCCUACCUCCAUCGUCAGCUCAACCUGCCCACGACCGCCGUCCCGCCCGGCGAUACCGCCCCUUCAGACUUUCCCGACCUCGUGAAGGCUGCCCCGCCGUACAUUGUCGAGCUCAAGGCAGGCGAGAUGCUGUACCUACCGGCAUCCUGGUGGCACGAAGUGACGUCGUUCUCCGCUGGGGAGGGUGAAGGAGAGGGCGGGGACGUCCAUAUGGCAUUUAAUUACUGGUUCUACCCUCCUGAUGCAGAGACGUUCGAGGAGCCGUAUGCGGAUAAGAUCGUAUGGGAGCAUUUGAGGGAGAAGGCUGCGAAGGAGAGGCACGAGGGAAGGGGGAACGGCGAGCUGGCUGAUGAUACGCUGGAUAACGGGAAGAGAAAGCGGGAAGAAGGGGAGGGAAAGCCACAGAAAAAAGCGAAACACUGA